This is a messenger RNA of Drosophila grimshawi, 1977 nucleotides long. Its product is annotated as beta-1,4-glucuronyltransferase 1. NCBI's taxonomy places the organism in Eukaryota, Metazoa, Arthropoda, Insecta, Diptera, Drosophilidae. The transcript has 3 exons. The record is from RefSeq and is a predicted model, not a curated record. The coding region runs from base 514 to 1863 and encodes 449 amino acids.
AGUUGCCAUCCAUCUUUCGUCGCUCGCGGUUCGGUUUCCGGUUUUAUUAUGUUGAUAAAAUAGUUAUGAAAAAAAUAACAUGUUUAUAUGUUUAUGAAUUUCAUGCUUAGCUAUCAAAUCCGAAUUGUUUUCGAUUCGUUUGUUGCUUAAAAUAACCCCUAUAUUUUUUAAUAUAUACUUAAUUAUCAUUAACUGGAAACAUAACAUAAUAUCUCAAUAUUUAGACACAUUGUGCGCAACCUGAUAGCCAUUCCCGUUGUUUUGACUUAGUUCAUUUCAGUUGGGUGCACGAGUUUAGCACGUAUUGGUGUUUAGUAUUUCACAUGGUAAUGAGAGGCGAGUUGAACUGCAAUUUAUCAUUGCAAGUGUGACAGCUUUUAAACGAUCCGAAGCUAAAAACUAAAACAUAUAUAUGUCUGACACUUGAGUCGUUAUUGUUGCAUUCUAAUUUUGCGCUCGUGUAUCCAGCGAUCCAGUGUUGAGCCUAAGAUCAGACCAAGUGGUUCUACAUCGAUGGGUGUUAAGGUCAAUAGACGUUUUCUGCUGCUCCUAGCACUCAUCGCAUUGAGUUCACUGUACCUUCUUCGAAAUCUACAAGAGGCGCGGCAAUUGAAAUUUGCUGAUGUUGCCCCUGUUACUCUUUUGGAUAUCACCGAACCGACCAGCAUCGAAGAGCCAAAGUGGAUAUCGCCACGUACAGAAAAGCUGCAGCAGCUACUCAAAUGCCGCAAUCGUCAACUGAGUCUGCAGAAAGUGAAACAUGGCGACUAUUGGGUGGUUCAGAAUUUGGUUGUGGGACGACUGAGUCGGGACAUGGGCUGUGCCGAGUCAAUCACGUACACUACAAAUGGCGACUUCACAUUCUUUGAUAAUCUGGAAACGCUCGCAGAGCGAUGGUUUGCACCAAUCAGUUUUGCGAUUCACACGCCUGGCUAUGAUCUAAAUUCGACGCUGGAUGCCAUUCAGUAUGUGAGAAACUGUUUGCCUGGCAGCCAAAUGAUCAGCGAUUUUGUCAGCUUUCACAUUUACUUUUCCCACAAUCAUAUGCCCGACUAUGUCCCCUAUGACGAGGAGGAGGCCUUGAACUGGCCCUACCAAUGCGUGGAAGCCAAUGGCACCCUGCUCGAACCGCCCUAUAGACAGAACAGUUCCACUAUGUACAAGGUGCAGGCCAAAAUGACCUAUCCCAUUAAUGUAGGUCGCAAUAUCGCCAGAUUGGCGGCCAAUACACACUUCAUAUUCGCCUGCGACAUUGAACUAUAUCCGAGCUUAGGGUUUGUGGACCAAUUUCUGGAUAUGGUGUCCCUCAACAACAGUGUGCUGGCCUUGAGGCCAGAUCAGGCCCGCCGAGUCUAUCCCCUUGCCGUUUUUGAGGUGAAUGAGAACGAAUCUGUGCCAAACGAUAAAUCCGAACUGUUAACGUUGUUGGGCAAGGGGAGAGCUCAGAUCUUCCAUGCGAAGAUCUGCAAGAACUGUCACAAAGUGCCUGAAUACAAAAGCUGGAUAAAUCGAGCCUUUAACCCCACAGAUCCCCUACAACUAUUUAGCAAGACGUUGCGCCAGGGCGUCUACAAAUAUUGGGAGCCCUUCUACGUCAGCGACAAUACAGAGCCAAUCUUCGAUGAGCGUGUCACGUGGGAGGGACAAUCCAACAAGCGAAUACAGGGCCUCGCCAUGUGCCUGUUGGGCUACGAGUAUCAUGUGCUGCAUCCUGCCUUUCUAGUGCACAGUCCCGGCAUUAAGACUUCGAAGCUAAAUCCGGUGCGUCAAAAAUACGCCAAGGAGAUGAACCGUAUAAUCAAGAAAACAAUUGAGCCAGAGUAUCGAGUGCUCUACGGAGAGAAUAAGAACUGUACUACGUGAUGCAAGUGAAUGCGAUAGUUAUUAUCAAAAAAGUCAGACGGUUCCUGCGAUCUCAAGUGAUAUAACAUUUAAUGUAGAAUUUUAAUAAAAUGUACCCGUAUAUUUUAUGUUUAA